GUCUGGGAAGUGCUUCCUGGAGCACGGAGGCGGUUACAAAUCACGUGACAGCGGCUUUUAGAGGAACCUGUGUCAGUAGCUGUCGUCUGAAGUGACAGCUCAGGGAACCGGGCAGCCCAGAAACCCAGGCGUGGAGACUGAUCCUGCGAGAGGAAGGGGUUCAUCAUGGCGGAUGACCUAAAACGAUUCCUGUACAAAAAAUUACCAAGUGUUGAGGGGCUCCAUGCUAUUGUUGUGUCAGAUAGAGAUGGGGUGCCUGUCAUUAAAGUGGCCAAUGAUAACGCUCCAGAGCAUGCUUUGAGACCUGGUUUCUUGUCUACUUUUGCCCUUGCGACAGACCAAGGGAGCAAACUUGGACUUUCAAAAAAUAAAAGUAUCAUCUGUUACUAUAACACCUACCAGGUGGUUCAAUUCAAUCGUUUACCUUUGGUGGUGAGUUUCAUAGCCAGCAGCAAUGCUAAUACAGGGUGGAAGAAUUUGAGGACGAACACUGGGAAGCUGUACUUUCUAAAGAGGAUAGACUAAUUGUCAGCCUAGAAAAGGAACUUGCUCCAUUAUUUGAAGAAUUGAGACAAGUUGUGGAAGUUUCUUAAUCUGGCAGUGGUUUCUGUGUAUACCUUAUCUUCAUUAUAUCAGACAGUAUCAAUCCAGCAAUCUUUAGACCACAACAACACUUGUAUCCAUGUACUCAAGAAAGGGCCCCUUUUUCCACCUUACACUAGAGAAAGAGCCUAUAGAUAGAAUUUACGGACAGAUUGAUUCUUAUCUUUUCUUGUGUAGGGCCUUUUCUUAUUUGUGAGAUCUGGGGAUUCCACAGAAAUGGUUCAAUCUAUCACAGCUCCUAUGGAGUUAGUCCAGUCACCAAAUAUGCAUGAGAUUCUAUUCGGUGGCUCAGAAUCAAAAUGAUACUUUGAUCCACUUGAGCCAUGAAGUGCUCCCUAUUGUACAAUAUGCCAGGCCUGCAGAAUGAAGCAGACUCUUUUUAUUGUGAAUAGUGAGGACAUAUUUUUCUUCAUAUUAUUUUAUUUGCAUUGAGAGGAAGAUAAAAUGGCUUAGUAAAAGUAAUAGAAUCAGUACAAUCACUAACUUUCCUUUGUAUAUAUUAUUUUGCAGUAUAGGUGAGUAUUACUAACUGAUUUGAUUCUUCUCAGAGGGUGCUGCUCUUUAAUGGAAAUGAAAAUGAUAGCUAAUGUUCUUUUCUUCCACUCUGCUUUCUGUAACCAAUCAGUGUUUUUUAAUGUUUGUGUAUUCUUUAUAAAAUUUAGAUGUGAUUCAUUAUUGAAUUGUUUCCAAUAUUGGUAUGUAUGUAAACAUGGUAGUAUAGCCCUUUUUUUUCAUACAUGAGUAUAAAUAAAAUAGUAUUUUUAGAAGUACA
Messenger RNA from Orcinus orca (killer whale), 1375 nucleotides. It is a transcript of the gene LAMTOR3, whose product is annotated as late endosomal/lysosomal adaptor, MAPK and MTOR activator 3. The record is from RefSeq and is a predicted model, not a curated record. The transcript has 8 exons. Gene Ontology annotation, biological process: positive regulation of TOR signaling; cellular response to amino acid stimulus. Gene Ontology annotation, cellular component: Ragulator complex. Bases 166 to 525 code for a protein of 119 amino acids. NCBI's taxonomy places the organism in Eukaryota, Metazoa, Chordata, Mammalia, Artiodactyla, Delphinidae.